This is a messenger RNA of Cotesia congregata, 603 nucleotides long. The record is from the annotation of a GenBank genome assembly. Lineage: Eukaryota; Metazoa; Arthropoda; Insecta; Hymenoptera; Braconidae.
AUGAAUUGGUCGGCUAUUGCUGCCAGCAAUUAUGUAACUGCGGUAGCAAACCUUGGAUAUGUUGCGAUUGAUCUUGCGAAAAUGGUUUCAAUGUUGAGGAGGGAAGGGGUCCGAGACAUCCAUGCGAUUGGUUUCAGUUUAGGGGCUCAUGUCACAGGAAUUGCAGGCUAUUACCUAGGAAGGGAUAAGUUCAACAGAAUAACUGGUUUGAAUCCAGCGAAGCCAUUUUUUAUGAAUGUUCCUUUGAAAGAUAAAUUAGAUGCUACCGACGCUUAUUUCGUAGACGUCUAUCACACGGAGACGAUUAUCGAAGGGAAAAAUGAAAAAUGUGGACACGUUGAUUUUUAUGUCAAUUGGGGAGAGAUACAACCUGGUUGUGGUAGUCUUAACAUUGUUUGCAGCCAUUUCAGGGCCCCGAUCUACUUUGCAGAGUCCAUAAUUUCAAACAUUGGAUUCUGGGGAUUCCCUAUUAAUCUUCUUAGACUGACACAAACACGAAGCCCAUGGAUACUUGCUGGUGAAUAUGUUGAUAAGAAUGCUUUUGGAAGCUACUACGUUGGUACUAACUCACACUAUCCUUAUGCCAAAGGACGUAGCUUUUAG